Molecule: messenger RNA, 2347 nt
Organism: Arabidopsis thaliana (thale cress)
Lineage: Eukaryota; Viridiplantae; Streptophyta; Magnoliopsida; Brassicales; Brassicaceae
Product: Phototropic-responsive NPH3 family protein
Exons: 4
Coding region: 253-2106 (617 amino acids)
Biological process (GO): protein ubiquitination
Source: RefSeq, marked reviewed
GAGACUAUAAUUGAGUCUUUAUGGAGCUCCGUGCCACACACAACCCCCUCUCGGCUUUUCUCACGUGCUCUGAAUCAUACAUCACCAAAAAAAGCAUCUCUUCUUUUUUUUUUUGGAGUCAAGAUUACGAAAUUGAAAGUGCAUUAUAAAGUCUAUUAGAGAGUUUUUAAAAAAUCCGAGCAAGAAAAGGAAAGUGUUCAAAGCCUAUAUGUUUCUGAAAGGCUCCUCCUCAAAUUCAUACUCAAGGUCACAAUGGGUAUUAUAUCGGACAAUGCUCAAUCUCACUCGUCUUCCUCUGCCCCUGCUCCUUCCAUCUUCUCCAGCUCCUUUGCCACUCGCAUAUUCUCAGAUGUUGCGGGAGACAUCACAAUUGUUGUUGAUGGAGAGUCCUUUUUACUCCACAAGUUUCCUUUAGUGGCUCGGUGUGGAAAGAUUAGGAAAAUGGUGGCAGAGAUGAAAGAAUCAUCUUCAAAUCUCUCGCAUACAGAGCUCCGAGACUUUCCAGGUGGGUCUAAGACGUUUGAACUCGCCAUGAAGUUCUGCUACGGCAUCAACUUCGAGAUCACUAUCUCCAACGUGGUUGCUAUCCGUUGCGCAGCUGGUUAUCUUGAGAUGACAGAGGACUUCAAAGAAGAGAAUUUGAUUGCGCGGACCGAGACUUACCUCGAGCAAGUCGCGUUUCGCAGUCUUGAGAAGUCUGUGGAAGUCCUCUGUUCCUGUGAGACGCUUUAUCCUCAAGACAUUGCUGAAACUGCUCACAUUCCUGAUAGAUGUGUGGAGGCUAUCGCUGUGAAUGCUUGCAGAGAACAGUUAGUGUUAGGGCUGUCACGGCUGAACCGAGGCACCGAGUCAGGGGAACUCAAGCGAGGAGAUAGUCCUGAGUGGUGGAUUGAAGACCUCUCUGCUCUGAGGAUUGACUAUUACGCACGAGUUGUCUCUGCGAUGGCUAGAACAGGCUUGCGGUCAGAGAGUAUCAUAACGUCUUUGAUGCAUUACGCUCAAGAAUCGUUGAAAGGUAUUCGAAACUGCAAGGAGCGAACCAAGCUCGAUUCGGGUACUUUUGAGAAUGAACAGAGGAACGUCCUUGAAGCCAUUGUUAGUCUUUUCCCAAAUGACAAUGUCCCUCUGAGUUUCCUCUUUGGAAUGUUGAGGGUCGGGAUUACCAUAAACGUAGCCAUCUCUUGCAGGCUCGAGCUCGAGCGGAGAAUCGCUCAGCAGCUGGAAACAGUCUCCCUCGAUGAUCUACUCAUACCUGUUGUCCGAGACGGAGAUUCCAUGUACGAUGUAGACACUGUCCAUAGAAUACUCGUCUGCUUUCUGAAGAAAAUAGAGGAGGAAGAAGAAUAUGAUGAAGAUUGCUGUUACGAGAACGAGACCGAGAAUCUUACUGGUUCUAUGUGCCACAGUUCAUUGCUGAAAGUGGGUCGGAUCAUGGAUGCAUACUUGGCAGAGAUUGCACCAGACCCGUGUCUGAGUCUUCACAAGUUCAUGGCUUUGAUAGAGAUAUUGCCUGAUUACGCACGUGUCAUGGAUGAUGGGCUAUACAGAGCCAUUGAUAUGUUUCUAAAGGGGCAUCCGUCGCUGAACGAACAAGAAUGUAAGAGUCUCUGCAAAUUCAUAGACACUCAGAAACUUUCACAAGAAGCAUGCAACCAUGUGGCUCAGAACGAUCGGCUGCCGAUGCAGAUGGUGGUCCGAGUCCUCUACUCAGAACAGCUGCGUAUGAAGAAUGUAAUGUCCGGAGAGUCAGGGGAAGGGCUAUUGCUGUCUUCUCAGAAACAUAGUAGCGAGAACCCGAGCCGAGCUGUGUCUCCGAGAGACACUUAUGCCUCACUGAGGAGGGAGAAUAGAGAGCUGAAGCUGGAGAUUUCAAGGGUGAGAGUGAGGCUGACUGAGUUGGAGAAGGAGCAGAUUUUGAUGAAACAGGGGAUGAUGGAGAAGUCAGGUCAUGGUGGAACAUUGCUGACCUCACUUUCCAAAGGGAUUGGGAGGAUUUCGAUAUUUGGUGGAGGACCUACAGAAGGGAAGCUGCGGAAUGCUAACCGCAAAUCCAAGUCAAGGUUGGAGAGAAAAACCGUUAGGAGCCGACCAGAGUCUAUGUUUUAGGUAGCUUAGAACAUGUAAAUAUCAUAUGCAUUCUCAACAAAAUGGGGUGGUUCUUGAGUAUUCUAUAUCUUAUGAAAAAUCUUGCAAGUAUUGCAUUGCGAUUACUCAAAAAUAUUUUAGAGGAAAUUGAGUUAAAAAGGGCAUAACUCAAUAGCUUCUCUGCAGUUUUUAUGUAUCAUUUUUUUCAGCAAUUAUUCUCUCUUGACAAUAUUGUAAAUUUGAAAAGGAUGCGACAAACAAA